Messenger RNA from Uloborus diversus, 3438 nucleotides. RefSeq names its product alpha-mannosidase 2C1-like. Gene Ontology annotation, biological process: mannose metabolic process; oligosaccharide catabolic process. The record is from RefSeq and is a predicted model, not a curated record. Gene Ontology annotation, molecular function: carbohydrate binding; alpha-mannosidase activity. Lineage: Eukaryota; Metazoa; Arthropoda; Arachnida; Araneae; Uloboridae.
UCUGAAAAUGUUAUAUAAAAUCAAUAUUUACCAACAAUAUAUAGUGCAAUUUUCUACAUACCAGGUGUUGAAAAAAUUCUAAAAUUCAUAGUGUCGGAACUGACAUUCAUUUUUUAAUCUCUGAUCAUUAGAGUAUGGCGAGUUUGACGAAAAACAGACGGACGACACUAGAACGCAUUGAAAAGUUCAUUUCUCAUCUGUAUUUCACUGACAUUAAUUUGUACGGUAGACUGUAUCCGCAAAAAACUUCCCUACCAACUUUAUUACAUUUUGAUUCUAAUGGACGAGUUCCUUUCAAAGAAGCGAUGGAAAUCGGUAAUUUUACCCCAACUAAAGUAGGAUCUUCAUUUGGGCCAACAUGGACUACUCAUUGGUUUAAGGUACGUGUUGAUAUUCCUGAGAGCUGGUUGGGAAAAGAAGUCCAUCUAAGAUGGCAUGCUGGGUGUGAAAGUAUGUUAUGGACUUCAGAUGGAAUACCAUUACAGGGACUGAACGGAACUGAUCGACAAAGUUUCAUUAUUUCAUGCAAUACAACUUUAGAAGAUCUUCGUCAAACAUUUUAUGUGGAAAUGGCAUGCAACACACUAUUGGGUAGUGGCUCUCCUACUAUGAUUUCACCACCUGAUCGUAAACGCUACUUUACAUUGGAGCUUGCAGACAUAGCUGUUUUUGACCGGCAGGUCUUCGAUUUGGUGAUGGAUUUUGAAGUAUUACAUGGAAUUGCAAAACAUUUACCUAAAGAAAGUAUAAGAAGCUACGAUGCUCUUUAUGCUGCUAAUGAAAUGAUUAAUAUCAUUCAAAAAGCGGAAUACUCUAAAGACAGCUAUGCCAGUGCCAAAGAAAUUAGUAAAAAAUUCUUCUCUCAGAGUAAUGGGGAAAGCCAACAUAAAAUCAUAGCUGUUGGAAAUUGCCAUAUUGAUUGUGCUUGGUUGUGGCCAUAUGAAGAAACUGUCAGAAAGUGUGCCAGGAGUUGGUCUUCAGUGGUGCAGUUAAUGGAGAGAUAUCCCAAUUUUCGUUUUGCUUGCUCACAGGCACAGCAGUUUAUGUGGGUUAAAGAAAAUUAUCCAGCUUUGUAUGAAAAAGUUAAAUAUUUUGUUGCUAAAGGUCAAUUUGUUCCUGUUGGCGGUACGUGGGUAGAAAUGGAUGGAAAUUUGCCUGGUGGUGAGUCAUUUGUACGUCAAUUUUUAUAUGGUCAGCGUUUUUUCCAACAAGAAUUUUGUAAACGAUGUAAAGAAUUCUGGUUGCCUGAUACUUUUGGAUAUUCUGCACAGAUACCACAAAUAAUGAAGCUGUGUAAUAUCGAUAAGUUUCUUACUACAAAGUUGAGUUGGAGUUUAGUGAAUUCUUUCCCACAUGACAAUUUUCUUUGGGAAGGAAUUGAUGGAUCCAGUGUAAUUGUUCACUUUCCUCCUGCAAAAACUUACACAGCUACAGUGUCUGUUGAGGAGGUUAUUAAAACAGUUGAAAACCUCCAAGACAAAGGCAGGGUGUCAUGUAGUAUGAUGCUUUAUGGCCAUGGUGAUGGUGGCGGUGGUCCAACUGAAGAAAUGAUUGAAAGAGUUCAAAGACUUUGCAACGUGGAUGGCUUGCCAAAAGUUCAACAUGGCACACCUGAUCAAUUUUUUCGGAUAAUUGAAGAUAAGCAUGUUAAAGAGCUUUGCAAAUGGUCUGGAGAACUGUAUUUAGAGCUUCAUAACGGAACCUAUACUAGCCAAGCUAAAAUGAAGUUUUUGAACCGUCAAUGUGAGAUUCUGCUGAGAGACACAGAGCUUCUGCAUAGUGUCCUAUUAGCUGCAUGCAGGGAUGAAGAUAAGAAAGCAUAUCCUGAAUUAGAACUGGAAAGGUUAUGGAAAAUUAUGCUGUUAAAUCAGUUUCAUGAUGUUUUGCCAGGUUCAUCCAUUGAAGAUGUUCACAAAGAAGCUGCUUUUUACUAUAAAGAGGUCAUUAAAGGAGCCGCUGGCUUAAUGGAUACUGCUGUUCGUCGCUUAUUUGGUGUUCCAGAAGGUAGAGGUGAAGAGGAAGAAUUGGUCUUGGUUAAUGUCCUUUCUUGGAACAGAACUGAGCUUAUACGGGUGCCAUGGUAUAAAGAUGAAAUUUCUAGACGCAUGUGGAUUGAAGGUGUUGGAAAAGCUAUGCAAAAUAUUAGCAAUGAGGGUGGUGGUGGAACCCUGGUUCCUGUUGUUGUUGGACCAAUGGGUUAUCAACUGCUUCGAGGAUUAUCUGCAGUAAAAGCUUCUGUUCUUGUAGAGCAAAAAAAAGAUGGAACUUUUUUCUUGAAAAAUCAGUUCAUCGAAGCCAUUAUUAAUCAAGAAGGCUGUGUGUCAUCACUAAUAUUAUCCGAGUGUCGCAAGGAAGCCAUUGCUGCCGACAGUGUUGGAAACAGAUUUUUAAUAUAUGAUGACAUCCCUCUAUAUUGGGAUGCAUGGGAUGUUAUGGACUAUCAUCUUGAAACUGGAAGAAAUGCUAUAAAAGAGAUUGUGGAGCCAUUGAAAAUCGUGGAACAAGGUCCUUUACGAGCAUCUCUUUUAUUUAGAGCAAAAAUAGGCACAAACAGUGAAAUGAAGCAAAAAAUCUCAAUUGAUGCUGUACAUCCUUAUUUAUUAUUUGAAACUACGAUUUGUUGGGAAGAAAAUCACAAGUUCUUGAAGGUUGAAUUUCCAGUAAAUGUAUUUUCCAAGUAUGCCACUUAUGAAAUACAGUUUGGUAGCAUUCAAAGGCCUACACAUGCAAAUACUUCUUGGGAUUGGGCAAAAUAUGAGGUCUGUGCCCAUAAGUGGGUUGAUUUGUCAGAAUAUGAUUGGGGUGUUGCUAUUUUAAACAAAAAUAAGUAUGGGCAUUCUGUGCGGGAAAACAGAAUGUUUUUGUCCCUUUUACGAUCCCCCAAGUGUCCUGAUCCGAAGACUGAUAUUGGAAAGCAUUCCAUAACUUACGCAAUAAUGCCACAUGCCAAAACAUACCAACAAUCUGGUGUUAUACAACAGGCAUAUCAAUUGAAUUGUCCAAUACACAUUUUUCCAACAAGCCAUUUAGCAAAACCAGGAGCUAGUCAUUAUGUAACAAAUGCUCAUCGGGUUCUUCCAUUGGAGAUGCAUGAAUGUUUAAGUUGGUUUCAAGUCAGUGAUCCAGCGAUUGUGAUCGAAACUGUGAAGAAAGCUGAAGAUAGAGACGAUUGUCUUGUUGUGAGGAUGUAUGAGUCCUUUGGCGGUCGGGUUCAUGUGGUUUUAAAAAGCUGUCUUCCUAUUCACAAAGCAGUUUUGUGCAACGCCUUGGAGGAUGUUGCUGAAUCGUCUAAUCAGAAGGUGAAGUGGAAGGGCAAUAAUUUAGAACUUAGCUUUUUACCCUAUCAAAUUAUAUCAGUUUUGUUAUAUGUUGAAGUAUAAUGGAAUUUGUAUAAAAAAAGGGUACACUCAGUACAUUAUUUUGAUAUAAUUAAUAAGU